Morchella importuna is the source of this 531-nucleotide messenger RNA. RefSeq lists its product as uncharacterized. The coding region runs from base 1 to 531 and encodes 176 amino acids. The record is from RefSeq and is a predicted model, not a curated record. Lineage: Eukaryota; Fungi; Ascomycota; Pezizomycetes; Pezizales; Morchellaceae. The transcript has 4 exons. Gene Ontology annotation, molecular function: ATP binding; ATP hydrolysis activity; AMP kinase activity. Gene Ontology annotation, cellular component: nucleus; cytoplasm.
AUGGGAAGAUCGCAACCAAACAUCAUUGUCACCGGUACUCCCGGCGUGGGAAAGUCAUCUCACUGCGAACUCAUCGCACAAACUACUGGCCUGAAACACCUCUCGAUAAACCAGGUUGUCAAAGAUAAAGGCUGCUAUGACGGUUACGACGACGAGCUUAAAACCUGGAUCGUUGAUGAUGAUAAGCUUCUCGACGAGAUUGAAGAAGACGUGAUGAAAGGAGGUUAUAUUAUCGAUUGGCACGUCUGCGAUGUUUUUCCAAAGAGCUGGAUCGACCUGGUGGUAGUCCUACGAGCAGAUUCGACAAUUCUAUAUGAUCGACUUAAGAGCAGAAACUAUCCAGAAGAAAAGCUUCAAGAAAACCUGGACGCAGAGAUUAUGCAGGUGAUACUAGAAGAAGCUCUAGAAUCAUACGAUGAAGAGAUAGUGGUCGAACUACAAAGCGACAACACCGAAGAAAUCGAUAGCAAUGUGGAAAGAAUAGACUCAUGGCUGAAGCAAUGGAAGUUGGAUCACCCGGACGGAGUAUAG